This is a messenger RNA of Oxyura jamaicensis (ruddy duck), 3183 nucleotides long. It is a transcript of the gene FUNDC2, whose product is annotated as FUN14 domain containing 2. Lineage: Eukaryota; Metazoa; Chordata; Aves; Anseriformes; Anatidae. Gene Ontology annotation, cellular component: mitochondrial outer membrane. Gene Ontology annotation, biological process: autophagy of mitochondrion. The transcript has 5 exons. Bases 44 to 502 code for a protein of 152 amino acids. The record is from RefSeq and is a predicted model, not a curated record.
GGGCCGGGCCCGGCGCAGGCGCAGCGUCCGGCGGAGCGGGAAGAUGGCUGCGGCGGGCGGAGGCCGGCCGGAGGACGCGUUCACCGUGCUGGAGCUGUCCGAGUACGCCAAGAGCCGGCCGUGGUGGCGCAGGGUGUUCGCGCCCAGCUCGGGGUCGAGCGCGGAGAAGUACAACGUGGCCACGCAGCUCGUCAUCGGCGGCCUCACCGGCUGGUGCACUGGAUUCAUCUUCCAGAAAGUUGGCAAGCUGGCAGCAACGGCAGUGGGAGGUGGCUUUUUCCUGCUUCAGAUCGCAAACCACACAGGGUACAUCAAAGUGGACUGGAAGCUAGUGGAACGGGAUGUGAACAAAGCCAAGCAGCAGCUGAAGUUUCACAGCAGCGGUAACAAAAUGUCUCCAGAAGUGAAAAGCAGAGUGGAUGAGGUGAUCAUAUUUCUGAAGAAGAACGUUAUCCUGACUGGAGGAUUUGCUGGAGGAUUUCUGCUUGGAAUGGCUUCCUAGGAACUACGGUUGACUCUCCCUUCGUGCCCAGCCUCCCUUGCCCUCCUGUCCUUCCCGUUCCCUUUCAUGUAAAAGUCAGUGGAUGUUUCCAGCAGGCUCAGCCCCCUGCUCACAGGUUCCAGCCCUUAUUUCUUUCAACACUGCUUCUGACUUCCAGCUUUUACCUGUCUGGGUGCUGGGACUGGCCUGAAAGUUUUUGACUUGCAGUGCAUCAUUGUGAUUUCUCUCCCCUCCAAAUACACCCAGUCCCAAGUUCUCAGAUGCCUUGCAGCCUCAUAAACAUGUAGUGGCAGAGACAUCUCUUAAACGCGCUUCUUUUCAGGUGUCCAGGACCUGUGCAUUUGUCUGCCAGUGCGUGUGUACAACAGCUGCCAGCUGCUGACUGCUGUUUAGCUUGCACUUUCUCUGCUCCAGUACCUGGAAAGCCUGUGCCUCCCUCUAUGCAGAGCUGGGUCUGAAAUGCAGAUACUGCUGCGUGUCCUGGAGUGGCUGCAGCGGUGUCGGGGGCAGCGUAGGCUGCGUGGAUGAGGAGCAUGUUUGUGCUCUGUGUGGCGGUGGGGUUCUGCCCUCCCCCUGCCCUGCACGUGGGUGGCUCUUUGGCUCCUCGUCUCUGUUAUUUAUAGCCCUUACUGGAAGUGCAGCUCUGGCACUGCAGAUGGAAACUGAGCACCACGGGUGGCUCUCCAGACUCUCUCCUUAUCCCGUGUUCUGAAAGUCACCACACUUCCCGCACCGUAGAGCUCCUUUCUCUCUUGCUGGCUGUCAGCCUUGUGCUGAGGCGCUCUUGUUGUGCUGGGCAGGCUCCUGGGGUGCUCGCCCUGUCUGUGUCAGGCUGCCUGGUGGCUGCCGUGGUCAGGGGGCAGCUGCCUUCCUGCAGCGUCUCCUGGGACUCGCAGAAUCCUUUGAGUGCAUUUGGCAACGACUCCCAUUUGUUUCUCCCCCGUCCUGAGGCUGUGGUUACGAAGACGCUAUGCGGAGCAGCUCAGCCUGCCUGCUUACCUGUCACUCUGCAUGCAAAAACAGGGUACUGUAAAUAACAGAAAGGGUGGGGAAAAAUGGGUGUGCCCCCGUAGGAGUAGAUCAUUUCCAUGCUCCUUGCCUUGGUUUUGUUUCUUCUUUGACUACCAUUUCCACAAAAAAAAACCCUGCUUGCUUAAUCCCCUUGCUUAUUUCCAAGGGCUGUAGCCCUUCUGCAGGUGGUGAGGCAGCCCAGAUGCAGAGCUCAGGUGGUCAUGGGGGGGUCUGGCCCGGUGCAGUUGUGUGCAGAGCAGAACUCUAACCUACAAGAAAAAUGAAAAAAAGUUUUUUAAAAAAAAUCUUAGAGGUGUUCUGCAUUGGCUGUGCGUGGUUGGCACUAGCACCUCGCAGAGUGUGGGGACUUGCAAGAUGUAGGGCGAUGUCCUCCAGCAGGUACACGCACGUGUUCUUGCCCAGAACGUUGAUGUGAAGCCCACCUUUCACGGGGAACACGCUAGAGAACAGUGAUGGGCGUGGGUGCCCGGGACACAGUGGUCAGCAGCUGCACCCCAUCUCGUGGGUCGUGUGAUGCCGUUCUGAACAUAGAUUGUUGGCUUGGAGUGGGUACAAUGGGGACUCUUCCGCAAAGAGCUGCUGGAAGGGCUGGAGCAGUGGGUUCUGCCCCCAGAGGUUUUGGGCUGAGCACAGGCACUUGUUCAUUUUCUUUCAUUUUCUUUCACUUCUGAUUGAAGUGUCAGCAUGGCAACACUUCGAUUUAGUUGAGGUUUUCUCACCUUCUGGAUAUGAAGAGAGGCUGCAGUAGUAAGAAACAUAAAUCGGUGUCUUUGCUCCUGUCCCACCCUAUGUGGCCAGGGAGAAUAAAGGAGCAGCUGGGCUCACGUCCUUUUAACGAUGACUUUUAGGAAAGCCAUCAAGGGCUGCAGGAGUGAUGCGAUGCAGCAAAUAGGUCCUUGAUAAGUCGGUGUUUGGGAGUGGAGUGACAGAAGUGUUUUCUUUUUUUAGUAACCCUGCACAGCUGGAUGUGGCUGCAUUAAUACAUUUGUAUUGCAGAGCAUGUCUUGUUCCUGUAGGGAAACAGCAUUGCUUCCCCUCUGCCUGGUGUGCUGCCUAACCCCGCUUCUACCGAGGUGCGCUGUUCCUUACAAAUCUUUCCCAACGGCGAAGUUCCAAGUAAAUCACGAGCAGACCUUAGGGCUGUUGUCAAGCUCAGAUGAGUCGCUUUCUGCCCUUUCCAGGGCGGGGUGUACUGGAUCCUGCUCCACAGGGUCCCGACUUGCUGCUAUGGAGAGGAAUGGCCCGGAGAGGGAGCCAAAACGUCUCAGUUCCCGCAGGAAGCGAGUAGUUGAGACAAAUUCACGUUGAGUUUGGUGUGAGCACAGGCAGGGAGUGCACAAGGACAUCAGCAUCUGGCAAAUCUUUCUGCUGUGCCGGUGUCGGGCUCACAGCUGGCACUGUUUGACGCUGCGUGCCCACGCUGGAGAUCUUGAUGCUCUGUGGCAGUGCAUUUUCAUUGCUGCAGGUGCCAAGAUGAGGUGUUCCCCCCCACACUCCCCAACACACUUGCUCCUUUUGGUCUCGUUUCAACAACUUCUGACAUCUGAACCAGUAUGGGAAGGUUUAAAACACACUAGGCUUUUGAAGUCUUUUUAUAUAUUGUAUGUAAAUGCUUGUUGAAGUGAUAUUUUAUUAAAGUUUUGCUCUAA